GGUUUCGAAAUCAAUUUUUUGUUUUCGUGGGGGUUUGGUAAGAGUUCCACCAUUUUUGCAAGCUCAUAAUCUCAGACUUUUGGGAGGGAAAAAAACGCCAAAUCCAAAUCCCAGACCCUCCUAUUCGAGAGAGCCCCAGUCGAUCCCUUUCUAUCCUAUCCUUCAAGUUCAGACUCUUUUUCCUCUGAAAGUGAUAGGAUGAGCACCACAGUACAUAGAACUCCCAAAUCUGGGAGGCAAUCUUUGUUUUUCCAAGAUCUGGCUUCGCCUAUUUCGGCCAGGAGAGGAAAAUUUUCAACUCCAGGGCAGGCAGCUGCGGUGUCUGCUCUAUGGCGUGAGAAUUUCAGCGGCUCAGAUCUUCCGCCUCCCCCAGUUUUCACCUUGGAAGAUCGCUCAGACUUUUCUCCUGAAUCUGGAAUUCCAGAUUACCCUGUUUCCCCAGAAGCCAGAUCAGAUCCCAGAUCUCCAGUCCAAAGUUCUGGUCGUGACUUCUUGACCCCAGUAAAAAGCAAAUCCGAGGCAAGCACAUCUAGUGCUAUGAUGAGUGCGCAGCAAAAUCAACAAGGUUCCUCAGGUUUUAAUUGGUGGUCGCCCUCAAAAAGCAGUAGUGAGCAAGACGAAAAGGGAAAUAGUUCGCCUGUUGAAGGUGUUGUCCAGCCUGGUGCUUUGAUCACCCUUCCACCUCCUAGGGAAGUUGCAAGGCCUGAGAUGCAGAGGAAUGCCUUGCCUACAGGAAACCUCAAUGAAGAAGAAUGGGUUACUGUUUAUGGAUUUUCUCCAGCCGAUACAAACUUGGUUCUAAGGGAGUUUGAAAAGUGUGGUGUGAUUUUGAAACAUGUUCCUGGUCCUAGAGAGGCUAACUGGAUGCACAUUUUAUAUCAGAAUCGAUCUGAUGUGCUGAAGGCUCUCAGCAAGAACGGGAUGCAAAUUAAUGGGAUACUAAUAGUAGGUGUGAAGCCGUUGGAUCCAAUGCAACGUCAGGCUUUGAACGAUAGGCUCAACAAUCAGGGAUUCAUGACUUUACCGCCCCCUCCAUCCGCCAAAACUGGGGAACUGAAUGCAGUGGGAGGCCCUUCUCGUCCAUACUAUCUCCAAAACGGUAAUGCCAAUGUGCGGCAGUCCGGAGGUGCGAUUGCUUCUCCAACAAAAUCACUGGCGUCCAAAAUCAUGGACUUGAUGUUUGGAGUUUAGCUGCUCUACUUUACCAAAAUUUCAUAUGCUUUGUGUGCCAAGCAAUUAUAGUUGCUCCGGCUAUUUGAUUUCACAGCAGAGAAUUUAGUAACUCACCGAGUCCCGAUUCCUAUCGAGCGAGCUUUAGUUUUCAUUUUCGUCUUAUUUCCCUCCAAGGGCGUUCUAUGAUAAAACGUGGAUUGAGUGAUUUUGUAUGAUAUCAUUUGGUUACCAAUGUAAGAGCAAUUGGUAAAGAUGCGUGUCAUCUACAGAAUGCGAUAUUAUUGUUGUACGGAACUGAAAUUGCAAUCACAAAAGAAAACGAGAGUUGGAUUUUUUUUUUUCUUUCUUUCUUUGAUAAUCAACUAUAAUUCCAAGUUA
Morus notabilis is the source of this 1551-nucleotide messenger RNA. Its product is annotated as nuclear pore complex protein NUP35. The transcript has 4 exons. Gene Ontology annotation, biological process: regulation of DNA-templated transcription; NLS-bearing protein import into nucleus; nuclear pore organization. Bases 199 to 1191 code for a protein of 330 amino acids. The record is from RefSeq and is a predicted model, not a curated record. Gene Ontology annotation, molecular function: structural constituent of nuclear pore; single-stranded DNA binding; phospholipid binding. Gene Ontology annotation, cellular component: nuclear pore nuclear basket; nuclear pore central transport channel; nuclear membrane. NCBI's taxonomy places the organism in Eukaryota, Viridiplantae, Streptophyta, Magnoliopsida, Rosales, Moraceae.